UCCUCGCAGCAGUAGCAGGUGCAGCCCCGGGUGUACCAGGAGAGGCUGUGCGGCCAUGCCCUCCUACACGGUCACCGUGGCCACCGGCAGCCAGUGGUUCGCCGGCACCGACGACUACAUCUACCUCAGCCUGGUGGGCUCGGCAGGCUGCAGCGAGAAGCACCUGUUGGACAAAGCUUUCUACAACGACUUUGAGCGCGGCGCGGUGGACUCCUACGACGUGACUGUGGACGAGGAACUCGGCGAGAUCCACCUGGUUAGGAUCGAGAAGCGCAAGUACUGGCUCCAUGACGACUGGUACCUGAAGUACAUCACGCUCAAGACGCCCCACGGGGACUACAUCGAGUUCCCCUGCUACCGCUGGAUCACAGGCGAGGGAGAGAUCGUCCUCAGGGAUGGACGUGCUAAGCUGGCCCGAGACGACCAGAUCCACAUCCUGAAGCAGCACCGACGGAAAGAACUGGAAUCCCGGCAGAAGCAGUACCGGUGGAUGGAGUGGAACCCUGGCUUCCCCCUGAGCAUCGAUGCCAAAUGCCACAGGGAUUUACCACGAGACAUCCAGUUUGACAGUGAGAAAGGAGUGGACUUUGUUCUCAACUACUCCAAAGCGAUGGAGAACCUGUUCAUCAACCGAUUCAUGCACAUGUUCCAGUCCUCCUGGAGUGACUUCGCCGACUUCGAGAAAAUCUUCGUCAGGAUCAGCAACACUAUUUCUGAGCGGGUCAUGAACCACUGGCAGGAAGACCUCAUGUUUGGCUACCAGUUCCUGAACGGCUGCAACCCGGUGAUGAUCCGGCGCUGCACAGAGCUGCCCCAGAAGCUGCCGGUGACCACGGAGAUGGUGGAGUGCAGCCUAGAGCGGCAGCUCACUCUAGAGCAGGAGGUCCAGCAAGGGAACAUCUUCAUUGUGGACUUCGAGCUGCUGGAUGGCAUCGACCCCAACAAGACAGACCCCUGCACACACCAGUUCCUGGCGGCGCCCGUCUGCCUGCUGUAUAAGAACCGCGCCAACAAGAUCGUCCCCAUCGCCAUCCAGCUCAACCAAACCCCAGGAGAAGAGAACCCCAUUUUUCUCCCUUCCGAUGCCAAGUAUGACUGGCUUCUGGCCAAGAUCUGGGUGCGUUCCAGUGACUUCCAUGUCCACCAGACCAUCACGCACCUUCUGCGCACACACCUGGUGUCUGAGGUUUUUGGCAUCGCCAUGUACCGCCAGCUGCCCGCCGUGCACCCCAUCUUCAAGCUACUGGUGGCACAUGUGCGGUUCACCAUCGCCAUCAACACCAAGGCCCGGGAGCAGCUCAUCUGCGAGUAUGGCCUCUUUGACAAGGCCAACGCCACGGGCGGCGGCGGGCACGUGCAGAUGGUGCAGAAAGCCAUGCAGGACCUCACCUACGCCUCGCUCUGCUUCCCCGAGGCCAUCAAGGCCCGGGGCAUGGACAGCACCCAGGACAUCCCCUACUACUUCUACCGCGACGACGGGCUGCUGGUGUGGGAGGCCAUCCGGACGUUCGUGGCCGAGGUGGUGGGCAUCUACUAUGAGGACGACCAGGUGGUGGAGGAAGACCAGGAGCUGCAGGACUUCGUGCGGGACGUCUACAUGUACGGCAUGCGGGGCAGGAAGGCCUCAGGCUUCCCCAAGUCCAUCAAGAGCCGCGAGAAGCUGUCCGAGUACCUGACCGUGGUGAUCUUCACGGCCUCCGCCCAGCACGCGGCCGUGAACUUCGGCCAGUAUGACUGGUGCUCCUGGAUCCCCAAUGCGCCUCCGACCAUGCGGGCGCCGCCGCCCACGGUCAAGGGCCUGGUGACCAUCGAGCAGAUCGUGGAGACGCUGCCGGACCGCGGCCGCUCCUGCUGGCAUCUGGGCGCCGUGUGGGCGCUGAGCCAGUUCCAGGAAAACGAGCUGUUCCUGGGCAUGUACCCCGAGGAGCACUUCAUCGCGAAGCCCGUGAAGGAGGCCAUGGCCCGCUUCCGCAAGGCCCUGGAGGCCAUUGUCAGCGUGAUCGCCGAGCGCAACAAGCACAAGAAGCUGCCCUACUACUACCUGUCGCCGGACCGCAUCCCCAACAGCGUGGCCAUCUGACCCCGCCGCCAGGGGUGUGAGUGCGCGGCCGUCCUGCACGGAGCAGGCCCGCUCCCACACCCGGGCAGCGGCUGGGCCGGCUGGCUGACAGCCACAGUCAUGCCUAGUCCGACUCCUUGUAUGCAGUAGGUGCCCAGGAAAAUUCCUGUCGAAUGGAUUCUUUGUUGGUUACCAGAACUAGAGGAAGUCAUUUAAAACCCACGUGCUGGGUGGCCGGUGCUGUGGUGUAGCGGGUAAAGCCCCCGCCUGCAGUGCCGGCAUCCCAUAUGGGCGCUGGUUCGAGACCCGGCUGCUCCACUUCCGAUCCAGCUCUCUGCUGUGGCCUGGGAAAGCAGUAGAGGAAGGCCCAAGUGCUUGGGACCCUGCACCUACGUGGGAGACCUGGAAGAGGCUCCUGGCUGUGGAUCAUUGCAGCCUCAGCUGAAGAUGGAAGACCUCUCUCUGCCUCUGCCUCUCUGUAACUCUGCCUUUCAAAUGAACAAAUAAAUCUUAAAAAAAAAAAAAA
This is a messenger RNA of Oryctolagus cuniculus (rabbit), 2585 nucleotides long. It is a transcript of the gene ALOX5, whose product is annotated as arachidonate 5-lipoxygenase. Gene Ontology annotation, molecular function: protein binding; oxidoreductase activity, acting on single donors with incorporation of molecular oxygen, incorporation of two atoms of oxygen; iron ion binding. Gene Ontology annotation, biological process: lipid oxidation. The record is from RefSeq and is a predicted model, not a curated record. Lineage: Eukaryota; Metazoa; Chordata; Mammalia; Lagomorpha; Leporidae.